Mucor velutinosus is the source of this 1554-nucleotide messenger RNA. RefSeq lists its product as uncharacterized. The coding region runs from base 1 to 1554 and encodes 517 amino acids. The record is from RefSeq and is a predicted model, not a curated record. NCBI's taxonomy places the organism in Eukaryota, Fungi, Mucoromycota, Mucoromycetes, Mucorales, Mucoraceae. The transcript has a single exon.
AUGAAAACAGACGACUCAGCAACAACGACAACAGCAGAGGCAGAACCUACGCCAAAAGAUACCAUCACACAAAACAGCACAUCACCACCAGCAGAGAAACUGUCAUUAGCUCAUUAUAUCCUCGUAACACCAUUUGCAGCAUUCUACAUUGUUGGUAGAGCCCUGUUUGAUACCAUCCGCUACAGCAUCUAUUGGUUCUUAUGGAGCUGUGAAAGAACAAUCCCUCAUUUGGAUGAUUGGCUAUUUGAUUUCGUUACUGUAUCAGUCCCUCGCGCUUACAAUGCCACAGAACAUUGGUGGACAGACCACGGCAAACCUGCCUGUCAACGCUAUGCCACCUACACGCAACAGCAUAUCAUCCCCAACACGGUGCAUGGAUUAGAGGUGUUUUUCGUGGGCACGUAUCGAGUAGGGUGCGCUAUUCAGACGGUCACCAUGGAAUUUGUUAAUGCUUGGAGACGCUUUGUGGAUCGUCAUGAUUGGCACCAAUUAGCAAUGGAUUUAAGCCAUGUCGCCUACAAGACAUGUUGGGUACCUACUGCUUGGUUGGUCACUCGUACCACACGCUUAUGUAAAAUUACGUACAGUGGACUUCGCGCUAUGGUGAUUUCAAUUGGCAAUGAUGUGCAUUGGACCUGUACAGUGGCAAUUCCAUACGUUUACAACUACAUUACAUCGACACGAGUGGCUCAAUGGGUAGGACAUGGAUCAGUCAUAGUGUGGAAGGGUGUUGAGAAGAGUGGUGUCUGGAUCAGCGACCAUGUAUUAGCACCUACUAUUGGACGCUUAUUGACAUUCCUCGUACGGUCGAUUGAUAGCCUCAUUCUUUUAUUGCAACAACGCACCAUCCAAGAGAAAGUUGAGCGCCUCUACCGUCUUGUGGCGCCCCAUGUGGUGUGGGCGUGUAUGGACAGUGUUGCUAUAGCAAACGACAUGCUCAGUGGCAGCUACCAUGCCUAUAAGGAACUGAUCAUGCCCACUUACGCUUUGUUUAUGAAACACAUCGUGCCCCGUUUAACGAUCGCUUACAAAGCAGCAGCGACUAAUUUAGUAGAAUGGCACAACACACAUCUUUAUCCUGCAUGGCUGGUGAUUUAUCCUUAUUUGAACGUCCCAUUACUCUGGAUAUACACUAAUCUCACGUUGCCGGUCUAUCGAGAAAUGUAUGCGCUAAUCGCCACCAUGACCCACUACAUGACACAGUAUUUGAGUGCUCAGCUCUGGACUUUGGGCACUAAAUUAGUCGAUACGAGUGCAGCCUAUGCUACAAGCGUCUAUAGUUUCAUUCAGUACUGGUUACUCAAGCAGGCACCUGUUCUUGCUGCGUUUAUUCAAUCGUCGUAUGAGAGGGCCACUCAAUUAUGCGAUUGGCAGGCCUUAUACCAAGAUAGCCUGGCUGUGGUAGCAACAACGUAUGAUUGGGUUUCCAGACAAUCCAAUGCCAUGUAUGCCUCCCUGGAACGAUCGCUAGGCGCUUGGGCAGAUGAGCAACAACAACAACAACAACAGCAAGGACAAGAUCAGGCAUUGUCUAAAAAGCAGAAAAUACAAUAA